UUGCAGUCGCUUGAUAGUUUCAGGAAAGCAUCCUCUAUUUUGGGUAGUGAGCUGUGGGAGGAUAUAUUAUUUUGGUUCUUUGCUUGGCCUUGUUAAAAGUUUUAGUUUGGAUGUUGAGAAAGGUUAGGUUAUACGGCGAUAAUCCCAGCGUACAACAGACCCAGUCUCAGAUUGCGUCUGGGGAGCUGCAGGGUGUCGCUGGUGGAAGGGGUGAGUUGAGGUGUCUGGGAGGUGAGACAGACACCGCAUGUUCAUAUGGUGUAUGUUCGUUUGUUAACGGUUCCGCCCAUUGCUCUGGGUGCGUGGUCUAUGGCCCUAGUGCUAUGGCAGCCACCUGAGUAUUAUUAUUAUUAUUACUAUAAUGCUAUUUCGUUUUUGAGUUACAUGUAUGCGAGUUCAAUCUGAAGAAGGAGGAGAAGAUGAACAAACUCCCUAUCAUGGCCCCAUACAUCUAUGAUGCUAGGUCUCGUGUGGAGACGUCAUGUGCUUGACUGAGAGCUCAGGCAGUGAGGCCCAAACUAACGUGACUGUGGCAGGAAAAGCCAGGAUCGGCAGGGUGGGGAUCCAGGUCAUCCCUGGAGCUGCAGCCUCUCAGGGUCUCUACAUUUUUAAGUCUGGUCACCGAUAUGAGGGCAAUUAUGUACAAAACAAGAAGCAUGGUCAAGGGAUCUUCCUGUAUCCAGAUGGCUCCAAAUAUGAUGGAGAAUGGGCAGAUGAUUUACGAUGUGGUUAUGGAGUGUACAAAUAUGCAAAUGGUGACACUUAUGAAGGAGAAUGGAGCAAAAACCUGCGCCAUGGCCAGGGUACCUACACAUAUAUUACGACCAACGUGAAGGUUGUUGGUACCUGGGUAAAUGGAGUUAGGGAAGGUGGAGGUGAGAUGAUAUUUCCAAGUUACAUAUUCAAAGGAAGCUUCUCAAAGGACCAGCCCCAUGGACAGGGAAAACACAUUUUUCAAAGUAUUAACUGUGAACAAGACGGAAAGUAUGUAGUAAGCAAAAUGGUGAAUGCCGAGGCAGAGGAUGAUGAGAAUGCUGUCACUACCAAUGUGAAGUGGAUUGGAAUGGACAUAUACCCAAUAAAUCCUGAACAAGCUGCAUAAUAGUUCAAUAAUGGCAACAUUGUCAUAAUUAAAGUUCCUACCCCCCCUUGUAUGCCCCAUGCCAGUGUGACGGGCCACUACAGCGCAUGACAAAGUUUACUCUAUGACUGUAUGGUGAAGGUGGUACUGUGCCCUUACUGCCACUUCAUACGUAGCUCUCUGAAGCUAACCAUUUUGG
Geodia barretti is the source of this 1280-nucleotide messenger RNA. The record is from the annotation of a GenBank genome assembly. Lineage: Eukaryota; Metazoa; Porifera; Demospongiae; Tetractinellida; Geodiidae.